GUUUUGUGGGGGUUUUUUUCUUUCAUAGGAAUUGAAACCUGAUAUAGUAACUAAAUCUGCUCUUGGUGAUGAUAUCAACUUUGAAAAGAUCUGCAAAAAGCCAGAUUCUUCUGCAACUGAAAGGGCAAUUGCCCGACUAGCCGAACAUCCUCUUCUAAAGAAAAAAAUAGGUAUACUAAAAGCUGCUGUCCAAGCCUUUAAAGAUGCAAGACAAAAUACUACUGAAGUUAAUACUACAGAAGGAAAUCAUUCUAAGGACACUUUGUAUUCAGAUGAUGAAGAAAGUAAGUCACAGCAUGAAAGAACUAAGACCACUGAGCAGAAAUUGAAAGAAGCCAAAACACAGGCAAAGAAACCAAUAAAUAAUUCAAAAGAAAAAAUGGCCACAAUGGAACAUGGACCGAAAGCAGUGAACAUUCCAAAUUCUCUAUCAAAGCUUUUAGAAAACAAUUCUGUAGUUACCCCUCAGUUCCAGAAGACACCUGCUGACCCACACAUGAGAACAUUAAAUAAAAAGAAAGGGUCUGAUAACUUGCUUGGUGAUGACAGUGAUGGCGAGGAAGAAUUAUUUGAAGAAGAAAAGGAAUAUUUUGAUGAUAGCACAGAAGAAAGGUUCUACCAACAGUCUUCCAUGUCUGAAGACAGUGAUAGUGGUGAUGACUUCUUCAUUGGAAAAGCCAGACGGACACGAAAAAAGGAAAGUGGUUGCCGUACUUCAGCUAAGGAACAAAAACCUCUCCACCAAGUGUUACCCAAAGAAGAUAUCCGUGAAACUAACUGGGAUUGCGAUGUAAAAAAUAGAAAUGACAAAAACAAGUCAAGUACAGAAGCCGGGAAGUUAGAAUCAGUAUUUUUUCACUCUUUAUCUGGAUCUAAAAGUUCUAGAAGGGAGCAUAGAGAACAAGCUCCAAAAAGCAAAAUCUCAGAUUUUCCAGAAAAUGAACCUCCAAUUAAGAACCAGUUUAAAAACAGCACACAAAGAGGACUUAAAAAUACAAAACAGCCAUUAAACACGCCUCUUCAUCCUUCAUGGGAAGCAAGCAGAAAACGAAAAGAACAGCAGUCUAAAAUUGCUGUGUUUCAGGGGAAAAAAAUUAAAUUUGAUGACUGAUUAGUACCUCUUUUUGUGAAUUACCUAUCUCAAAUAGAUUAUUUCUUUUUUUUUCUAAUCUAUUAUUUUAAAUUGUAUUUUUUAUUCUCUCUGGAGGGCUUAUAGAAUGCUUGCUUUUUAUUUUUUUAGAUGAGUUUGUGAUUAUAGAGGCCUUUUAUAAAUUGAGUGCCUACUUAAAUUUAUUUUAAUGGUAUGCCCCAAGUUACUACUUUCUUAAGAGAUUUUGGAGAUUGUAGCAGUCAGUCUAAGGUUUUCUCAUUUGGGCUUAUUGUGAACUAUAUUUUCCUAGUUCAGCUUUGAAAUAUCAAACUAUAGUUAAAAUAAUGAUAGAUAAGGGCCGGGGAUUUAGCUCAGUGGUUCUACCACCUGCCUAGAAUGCGCAAGGUCCUGAGUUCGAUCCCCGGUAACAAAAGAAAUGAUAGAUAUACAUGAAAUCAUAAUUAUUUUAAAUAGAUCACCUUUGUUGUAAUUUAUUGUUAGCAAACAAAAAACAGUAACUUUUAUUCUGGGUGUACAGAUAAUAUUAUGUAAGUAAAUAUUUUUAUUUUAGUUUUGAUUAUUUGUGUUCACAUACAUUUUCACUAUCCUAAAAUAGUUUUUCAGAACAAUGUUUGGUUUCUUAAUUAUAUUUCAGUCAUUUAGGCAAAUUGUUUAAAUGUACAAACACAGCCAAAAAUCAGUUUUGCAUUUUACUGUAUAGAAGUAUUUCCAUGAAAUCAAGAAUGUGUAAUAUCUAGUUAUUUGACCAUUUAGUCUCAUAGAAACAUUUUUUGAAGAGCUGUAGGUUGUAAUUUGCAGAACAAAUUCUAGAAAGGGGUGGAAUUGAAAGCCUUUCCACUGAUGGCUGAGCAGAAAAGUUAUGAGCUUACUCCUAAGGGCUGCUUUAUAUUUUACAGUACUGUUACUUAAAAGGAAAACAAGAUUUUAAACUUAACUUCAAAUGUUUUAUUUUUUACUACUCUGUAAGAUCUGAAAGGUUAUUGAUUAAACAAUGCUAACUAAAUUCCA
Heterocephalus glaber (naked mole-rat) is the source of this 2119-nucleotide messenger RNA. The record is from RefSeq and is a predicted model, not a curated record. Lineage: Eukaryota; Metazoa; Chordata; Mammalia; Rodentia; Bathyergidae.